Eleginops maclovinus (Patagonian blennie) is the source of this 9201-nucleotide messenger RNA. It is a transcript of the gene cenpf, whose product is annotated as centromere protein F. Gene Ontology annotation, molecular function: protein homodimerization activity; dynein complex binding; transcription factor binding. The record is from RefSeq and is a predicted model, not a curated record. Bases 62 to 8488 code for a protein of 2808 amino acids. Gene Ontology annotation, cellular component: spindle pole; nucleus; chromosome, centromeric region. Gene Ontology annotation, biological process: regulation of G2/M transition of mitotic cell cycle; metaphase chromosome alignment; mitotic cell cycle. The transcript is spliced from 38 exons. Lineage: Eukaryota; Metazoa; Chordata; Actinopteri; Perciformes; Eleginopidae.
AAGAGACCAACCCAAACAGUCUCUGUGAGAUAAAGAAGCAACGCGCCCAAAGUUUUAAACCAUGAGCUGGGUGGUGGAGGAGUGGAAGGAUGGACUUCCAGGGAAAGCCCUGCAGAAGAUCCAGGAGAUGGAAUCGCAGCUAGACAAACUGAAGAAGGACAGGAACCAGAAACAGUUUCAGCUGGACUCCUUAGAGGCUGCCCUGCAAAAACAGAAACAAAAAGCGGACGGUGAACGUUCUGAGACUUCUGCUUUGAAAAGAGAGAACCAAUGUUUGGUAGAGUCUUGUGACUCUCUGGAGAAAGCUCGUCAAAAGGUCGUCCAUGACCUCGGAGUCAAAGAGCAGCAGGUGAACUACCUGGACGGUCAGCUGAACGCUUGCAGGAAGACCAUAGAGCGACUGGAGCAGGAGCUUAAGAAGUACAAAAAUGAACUGGACCGUUCGCAGCCUACUGGCUCUUCCACCUUGUCCUCCUCUUCUGAUCUUCAGCCCUACACUACUCCACAGAAGAGUUUCCCUACCCCAGUUUCUGCCGCAGCCUACAGACAGCAGGAUAACAGAGUAGAUGAGCUUCAAGAGAAAUACUGCCAGGAAGUAGAAGAAAGAAAAAGGCUGGAAACUGAACUCAAAGUGCUGCAGGUCAAAAUGUUGAACCAAUCCUCAGUCAGUGUGAGCCACAAGGACAUAGCUGCCCGCCAAGCUGGAUCUUCCAUUUUCCCAUGGCAACAGGAUCAGACCCACAGCCGACAGUCCCAGGGUGCAAUGGAAACGCCUCUGAAGAGGCGGGGAGCCUCCCUUUGGGAUGCCCAUGAGGAGACCCCCAUUAAAACCAGCCAGAGGAUGAGCUCUACCAGAGCAGUGCAGAGUCCCUGUGGAUCCUCCCAACAGAUGGAGCAGCUGAAGACACUCAACCAAGAGUUGCGUGGCCGUGUGUCAGAGCUGGAGAGGAAUCUGUCCGCUCAGGAGAAGGAUAUUCGUAGCCAAGCCUCCAAGCUGCAGGAACUUCAAACUCAACUGAACCAGGCCCGCAAAGAGCUGAAUGACCGAGACCGAGACCUGGCCAAGACCAGCCACGAGCUGAGUCAGGCAACAGACAGACACCAGCAGGUUGUAGCCAAGUGUACUGCAGUCGAACAGAAGCUGAAACAAGUCUCGGAGGAGAUGAGCUGUCAGAGGCACAACGCUGAGAGCAGCAAACGAGCCCUGGAGCAGAAACUCAAGGACCAAGAGAGAGACAGUCAAAAGGAGCUAGCUCAGCUGCAGAAUUCUCACCAGGCUUUGGACCAGCAGCUGAACCAGACCAGAACCAAGCUAACACAAGAGAUCCAACAGUCUAAAAAAGAACACAACGUCCUGCAGGCUGACCAGGAGAAGUUGUCCUUUCAAAAGAGUCAGAUGGAGAGAGAGGUGGAGGAGCACAAACAGAAACUGCUGAGGUCAGAGCAGAGCCUCCAGGUCAGUCAGACCAAAGAGCAGGAACUCCGCAAGAAAAUGGAGGAGCUGCAGAGAGAGAAGAACAGUGUGACUGUUCAGUUGGAUCAGAGCAGCAGGCGUCUUAAUCAGCUGGAGGAGGAGAAGAAGAGUGCAGAUCAGAGCUUUAAACGCACCCAGGGUUUACUAGAUGACCUCAAAGUGAAAUCUGAAGGGCAGGCUGACGAGCUGAAGAGACUUCAGACUAAACUGGAGCAGCAGACUCAGACUUCAGCUCGAGAUCUGGAACAUUUGAAAAAGACCCUUUCUGAUGCAGAGACCAAACAUGACAGAUCUCAGAGUGAACUGCAGAAACAGAAGCAAGAGACGGAGAUCCUGACCAACAAGUUGACCGUUUUGGAGAAGGAGAGCCAGGAGCUAAAAUCCAAUCUCACUGCGAGUCAGGAGGAGAGUAAAGAACUGAAACAAGAACAUCAAGUUCUGCUGGAGUGGAAGAAAGAAAAGGAGACCUUGGUUAAUGAAACCGAGGCUGUGCAAAAAGUCCUUAAUGACAAGAUUGAAAACUUGGAGAAGAGCAUCAACUCGCUGAAUGAGGCUAAUGAUCAAGUUAAGAAGCAGCUCACGUGUGUCGAGGGAGACAAGGCCAGUCUGUCUGCUCACAUCGAUUCCCUGAAGGGAGAACUUCUGAACAAGAGCACCGAGUUCGAAGAGAGGGAGCAUCAGUACAACCAGCUCCAGUCUCAAUUCUCAGAGUCCGGACAGAAGCACGCCAAAGACCUGGAGAAUGUGGCUGUGCAAGUGGCUCAGCUUGAAGCACAGAUCAAAGCUCUGGAGUUGCGGUUGCAAAGGGAGACGAGUCGAGCAGAGCAGGCUGAGAAGACGAUCACAGAGCUGCAGGAGGAGCACCAGGCCGCCUGUGACCUUGCUGGCUCCAAAGAUCAGCUGGUGGAGUUAGGCCAAUCAGAGAUCAGCCAGCUGAAAGAGAGCCUUGCUCGCACCUCUGCACAGCAAGAGGAGCACGCUGCCAGGUUGCAAGAGGAGAAGGCGGCCCUCCUGAAGCAGUGUGAGGAGAGUGUUUCAGCGAAGGCGGAAGAGAUUGAGCAGCUCAAGCUGCAGCUGGAAGAAGUUCGGCAAGAGCUGCUGCUCACCAAAAGCCAGGUCAGUUCAACGGAUCAUUUGCUAAAGAUCCAGGAGCAACUGGGAGCUGAGCUUCAGAAACAAAUCAAGACGGUGUCUGAUAAAGAAGAGGAACACAAAAAGAUGCUUGAGAAGAAAGCAGAAGAGCUCAAACAAUUAGCGGAGGAGCUGAAUGAUCUGCAGAGCCACGCAGAAGAGAAGGAGAAGCAGCUCGGAGAGGCUGAAGCUCAGAUUUUGUCUCUGGAGAAACAAGCGACUGAGCUAGAAAAGGCAGUUCAAGAGACGAAGAAAGAGGCUGAGAACCUCCAGCAGGGUCAUACUGAGAAGAUCACCAGCCUUUUGGAGCAGAUAUCUUCCUUAGAAGAGGAGCUUACUGCAAGCAAAGAUGAAGCAGAGAAGCUUCAUGCCUUGAAGAAUGAACUGGAAGUGGUCAACCAGUCCCAUGCUGAUCUUAAGAAGCAUCUAGAAGCUCUUGAGACGAGUCACUCCUCUACUGUUCAAAUAAAUUCCAACUUGGAGAACACCCUGAACGAGAAACUCAAUCUGAUCUGUAAUUUAGAAAACGAAAAUAAAGAGCUCAAGGACAAGGCAAGCAAAGAGUCCGAGAAUCAGGCUUUAGAGGUUGAGAAUUUCCUCAACAAAGAGAAGAUCCUCAAAGAGAAACUUGAGGCUGCUAGGAAAACAGUUAAUGAUGCAAAGACUGAAUCAAGUACUCGACGGGGAGAGAUCAAGAGCAUGAAGACGACUCUGUCUGCUGCUUCACGCGGCUUAGAAGAGAGAGACAAUGAGCUAAAGAGUCUGAAAGAGAAGCUGAAUAAAGCUGAGGCAGAGCAGACUAGGACAUCUGAUCUCCUGAAGGAGAAGAUGGUUGCCAUGAACAAAAUCAAGGUUCAGCUGGAGAUGCUGCAAAUGGACCUGGAGGACAACGAGACAGUCAGGAACUCUUUUGAAAGUCGGGUUGAGGAGCUGAGGGGAACGAUAGAGUCGCUGGAGGCUCAGCUGACUCACAACCAGACCCAGAUGACUGACAUGGAGACUAGACUGGAAGACAGCCAAGCCCAGGUCUCUGUCUUGGAAACCCGGUUAGAGGAGGUACAAUCCCAGAACUCGAUACUGGAGACACAGUUUGUCACAGCUAGGGACGAGCUGAUGGAGAGGAGCUAUGAAAUUACUCGUCUGGAAGAGGACGUUGCCCAUCAGAAACAGCUGGAGGAGACUGUUGCUAAUUUAGAAUCUAAGCUCUGUCACGCCACAGAGGAAAAUGUCAAGUUGGAGACAACUCUCAGACAGGUAAAAGAAGACAAUGACAACCAUCUUAACCAGUUACAACAGGAGAAACACAGCCUUGAAGCUUCUUUGAAAUGGUUAACAGAUGACAAAGGAAAUAUUGAAACUGAAAUGAUUCAAGUAAAUACAGAGAAGAAACACCUGGAGACCAGUUUGGAUGAGCUUUACGAGAAGAACAAACAACUGCAGAACGAAAUUCAGCAGUUAGCUGAAGAAAAUCAGAAGGUCAAUCAACUCACCGCUGAGAAACAAGCUGCUGAAUCAGCUCUGAGACGGGUCCACGAGGAGAAGGCCCAAUUUGAUGUUACCCUCACUCUAAUAAAUGAGGAGAAAAUCCAACUCGAGGCUCAACUUAAUAAGCUAGCCUCUGACAACAGUAACUCCGUCACUAAAUUUAAUCAAGUAGUUGAGGAAAAGCUUCAGCUAGAAGACAAUUAUAAUCAGCUGACUAAGGAGAAAAUCAAGCUACAAUCUAGUGUGGAUCAAGUAACCGAGGAGAAGCUGCUGUUACAAGAAUGCAUCGAGAGGCGGGAAGAAGAGGUGGCUUCACUUACAGAGCAGCUCGAGAGGAUGGGCAAGGUGACUGAGGAGGAGAGCAGAGAGAGGAACCAGCGGUUUGAGGCGGAGCAGGCUGAGCUGCAUCACAAGUUGGCAAGCUUACAGACUGAGCUGACUGUGUUCAAACUGCAGUACGACUCACUGCUGGAGCAGGUGGGCCAGCAACACGGCCUUAUACAGCAGCUGAGCGAAUCACAAGGAAGCCAGAACCCAGGAGAAGAACUCAUCCACAUGGAGAACGAGGAGACGUUGAGUAUUGUUGCAGCAGGACAGAUUGAUGUAGAGCCGACACUUAUGAACGCCAGUCUUGAGUCCCUUCCAGUAAAUGAACAGUUGAGCCCUGUGGCGUCUGAACUGGAGGAACUUUCCCACCAUUCUGACAAGGACUUCAGUGAGACAGAGCUGGUGUUCAAGGAGGACAUCAGUGAGCAAGAGAUGAUCCAGGAGACGCUGGACGAGGAGAGGGAGGCAUGUGUAGCCGAUGUUGAGGAGACUAGCUGUAAUGAGGAGCAGCAACAGCUUCCUGGUAACAGCAGUAGUCCAAGAGAUGUCCCUGAAAGUACACCUGAAAUCUGUGAGGUUUCUCUACCAUCAUCAUCCAUUGGUGAGACCAGACAGUCAGAGUCCUUUGAAUCAUCCAAGGUCCAAGAUGACACAGCUGCGAUCACAAAACAAGAACUCCAGACCCUGCGCUCAGAGUUUGACUCACUCAGUUCAGAACUCACACUGAGAAUGGAGUUGACCUCUGAACUUGAAGUCCAAGUUCAAAACUUAGAGAAAAAGCUUCAUGCAACAGAGGAGCAGGCACAGGGCGCAGCGAAUAAACUGAGCAUCGCUCUGGAGGAAAAGAAAGUCGCUGCUGACCAGUUGUUCCGGGUGUCAGAAGAGAGGGAGACAUUAACUCAGCAGCUGCAAACAGCUAAAUUCCAGCUGGCUGAUGUUAUGGAGAUGAUGGAAGGACUAGAGAUGACCAAAGGUGGUUGGGACGAGAAAUUCCUUCAGCAGGAGAGUGAGCUGAGGAGGGUUCGCUCUGAAAAAGCUAACCUGGAGCAGCACAUCCUGGGCAUGGAGUCUGAGCUUGAGACCUUGCAGGGGGAGAGAAACAAACUGGGGAAUGAGAUGGAGACGCAGAGGAGGACAUGUUCAGGCAUGGAGCAGCAGAUGGAAACACUCAGGACAGAGACAACCCAGCUGAGGUCUGAACUUGUGUCCUGCGCUGAGGAGAGAGACGACCUAUAUCAGUCCUUGGGCCAAUGGAGAGAGAAAGUUCACAACCUGGAGAAGACUAAUUGUGACACCAGAAACCUAAUCUCCAUCCUGGAGGAUGACAUCAAAGCAGGGAGGAAGGAGUAUGAAGCCCUUCAAUGCAGCAUGGAGAAACUGAAGACUGAGAAGCAGCAGCUGCUGGAGCAGCUUAAGGCACUAGAGCAGGCAAUGUCCAAUCAGACCGGAGAAAGAGAGGAGCUGAUCGGGCAGCUGGACAAAAUCAAAGAAGAUCACAACUCGGCCGAUAACAACACUGAGUCCAUGGUGGGCAAGAUACAGGCUUUAGAGGGAGAAGUGUGCCGCCUCUCUCAGUCUCUGGAGUCUUCUCUUCUGGAAAAAGGAGAGAUUGCCUCUCGCCUGAACUCCACACAAGAGGAGGUCCAGCAGAUGAGAACUGGUAUUGAAAAGCUGCAGGUCCGCAUCGAGUCAGACGAGAGGAAGAAAAAGAAGAUGGGCGAGCUGCUCAAAGCUGCCCAGAGGAAAUCUGACUCACUGCAAGAUCGCAUUGCUGUCCUGGAGCGAGAGAAGGAAGACCAAGAUGAGAGUCUAGAGGAGGCUGUGCUUCAGGCGGAAACAGCCAAAGCUGAGCUGGAGGAAGAAAUGAUAAAGGUAGAGGAGGAGAAGAGGGAACUCAUUGAGAAACUCACAGAGCUGUCUGCCACACUGGACAGCCUGAGAUCUGAGAAAGAACACAUGGAGAAAGAGCUGGAGACCAAAAACAGAGAGAUAAAAGAACUGAAGUCUGCUAAGGAGCAGCUGGAGAGAGGGUUGGAGAAGGCAGAGGUGGAUAGAAGAGAGGAAGAGGAAAGACAGAAAUGCAGGGUAGAAGAGCUGGAGAAAGGAAUGAGAGAGGAAGCUGAGCUGCAAACAAGGAAAAUGGAUGACCUCCAGGAACAGCUGGAAGCCUCCCUGCAGAGAGAAACCUCCUUUGAGCAUAAGAAUGCCGAAACAGAAGGGGAGAAAGAGAGGCUGCAGUCUCUGCUGGUGGAGAUGGAGGAAGAGAAAUCCUGUCUGCAGGCUUCUCUGGAGGAGUGGCAGACAGAAGGAGAGAAGCUCCGCUCUAAGGGAGAGGAGUGGGAGAAGGACAGUAACAACCUGAGGAACAGUAUUAAGGCUCUAGAGGAGGAAAUAAAAGAGCUCCAAACACAGAUUAAAGCUAAAGGAGAAGAGAGGGAAAUGCUGGAGAAGGAAGCAGAGCAGAGGAACGCUUCAGUACAAUCAAUCUCGUCUCUAAUGAUGGAAAAAGAACAGACCGACGAAGAGAACAGACGUCUGGCAGAAGAAAAGGAGAAAGUGCUCUCGACUCUGUCUGCAGUGGAACAGGAGAAAGAUCAUCUGCAGUGCACUCUUGCAUCUGUAGAAGAAGAGAAAGAAAGGCUGGAGCAAGAGAGGGGGCUGUUAGCUGACGAGAAGGAAAAGCUACAGGCUAACCUCUCCUUGAUGGAACAGAAGAUGCAACAGACUCUUUCUUCAUUGAAGGAAGAGAAGGAAAGAAUAGAGGAGCAGAAACUAAAGAUCGACGGAGAAAAACAAAAACUGCAGUCUUCCCUCUCUUUGAUUGAAGUCGAGAAAAACAACCUGUCUUCAGCCCUUUCCUCCCUGGAACAAGAGAAGCAAAGAGCAGAAGAAGAGAAGGAGAAACUCGUAGGAGAACAACAGACUCUUCGGUCUACAGUUGCUUCUAUGGAGAAGGACCUGGAGGAGUCCCAAGUGUCUGCAGCAAAGCUCAAUGAGCAGGUGUCAGAGCUAACUUCUGAGGCCGCUCGUCUGUCCAAAGAGAGAGACUCUGCCCGGAGCAAGAUGAGUCUCUGGAUGAAUACCUGCAAACAGCUAGAGCAGGAGAAGCAAGAACUGCUGAACGGCUCAGGAGACGUAAAGAGCAGCGAGGAGGUGCAGAUUGAGGUGAAGCAGCUAAAGAAAGAAGCAGAGAAGGAAGUGAAAGACCUGAAGACUGCUCUGCUGCAGAAGAAGGUGGAGGCAGAAGAAAAAAUGGUAGAGUCACAACAAAAAAGCAAGGAGGUGGAAGAACUUAAGGCUGCCCUUGAUGGAAAGAACAAAGAGCUAGAAGAGAGGAACGGAGAGCUGCAGGAGAUGAAGAGCGAGUUGGACGAGGUUAACCAAAUCCUGGAGGAGAAAAGCAAGGAGGCAGACGAGAGCAUCGAGAAAUACUGCAGCAUUAUGGUUAAAGUCCACAAACUGGAAGAGACCAAUGAGGCACUGACAACCCGGCUGGAGCAGCUCACUGCUAGCAAACCAGCUAACGAAUCCAACGUCCCCUCUAGCAGCGCUGACGCUACUCGCCGCCGCCGCUCAGGGAGGAAGUCUUACUCCAAACAUCCCGAGGAAAAACUGGAUGAAAACAUGGAGAACAUGGCUCCUUCAAUGCUGCAGAGGUCUCCUCAGGGGAAACGAGGUCACGGUGACAUCAGUAAUAAAGACAGCGCCCAGGAAGCCCUGCACAACCUGACAAAGAAGAUCAAAGCCAGCGCAGUGACUACACCCAAACCAAAAACUGAACAGGAGGACGAUGAGUUCAAACCAGAGGGGCUACCUGAGCUGGUGCAGAGAGGGUUUGCUGAUAUUCCUCUGGGGGAGGCCAGUCCGUUCAUCAUGAGGAGAACCACAGUGAAGCGCUGCAGUCCUCGACUCGCUGCCAAACAGACUGUUCCCACAUCUGACGGCAUGGUGUUGGGGUCCAUGCCCUGUCUCUCCCCGAACGGUGAAGAGAAAUCUGCACACCGCUCACUGAGUGUGCAUCAGUCACCAGAGCCCAAACAGAAACAAGAAGACAACUGCCAAGUCCAGUAGAUUAUGUACACACACACACACUGUUUUGCACUUGUGAUUUAUUUGUAGAAAUAUACACAUGCACAUUCACAAUUAUUAUAAACAAUCCACCUUUUUAAAAUCCCUCAUCACACAUGAACAGAAAGACUCAUUUUUAAAAUGAAACGCUGUUCUUCUUAUUUGGGGGUUGGUAGGCUGUGUGUCACUUUCUUCUGGGCCUUUAACGUUACAACUACGGUUUUACCUGUCAAUGUCUUCUUUCUCUGUUGGAUGGUUUGCACACAUUACAAAGAAAUCAUUAACCAAUACAAGAUGGUGAGGUUAAACGAGUGUUGAGUGUCUUCAUAGCACUAUUUUUCAUUAUGCUCUGUUUUAAAGAUUUUUUAAGAAAUUGUCCUAGAAAUGUCGAACGUGUAUUUUUACUCAAUGUACUACUCCUCUUUCUUCGUGGCUUCAGCUUGCAACCGUUUCAUUGUCUUUACCACUCACUACUGGUUGUACUUUAUUUCCUUCUGUACUGUUAUUCUGUCCUUUGUUUUCAUGAGUCUUGAACCUUGUACAUAGUCGAUAAAAUACAGUAAACCAGCUAUUCUUCAUCUCUGUUAGUCCUGUAACAUAUCAGAUAUUUGCUAAUGGCAGCUAAGACUUUGUAGAUUUUAUGCAGAACACAUGUUUUUUUUUUACUACUUACUAAUCUUUGCAGCAAAUAUUAAAGCAGAGGUGAUUUUUAUAAC